Molecule: messenger RNA, 1037 nt
Organism: Dissoconium aciculare CBS 342.82
Lineage: Eukaryota; Fungi; Ascomycota; Dothideomycetes; Mycosphaerellales; Dissoconiaceae
Exons: 1
Coding region: 141-974 (277 amino acids)
Biological process (GO): mitochondrial fission
Cellular component (GO): mitochondrion
Source: RefSeq, a predicted model, not a curated record
AGGAAAGCUUCACUUGUGCAUCACUUCGUCGGCUCUGAAUUAUUAUUGCGGUCUUCUUGGACUGACUUGCGCGAAGGAAAUAUACACAACAAAAUCUCCACCACAGCCUAGAUUUUUAAUCAUUGUUGCUAAACCUCAUCAUGGCGAAAAAGGACAAUCAAAGCGACGCCGACAAAGAUCCCAACCAACUCGGAACAAUUCCUCGCGAACGCACGGAACCACGACCUGACUUCACCAAACCUCUCCCACGCGGAAAACUUCCUUCCGAGCUCCAACAAGCCUUCGACGACAACGACUCAGGACUAUGGGAGACCAUCUCCGAAGGCAAAGCCGGCGAAACAACCGAGUCUAACGUCCGUUAUGCCGCCUACGCCGCCCGUCUCCGAACAAUCAUGCUCUCCGCGCACCGCUACGUCGCCUAUACUAGUGAUAUCGGCGAGUCCUUCCGACCGGUCGCACACCCCAACUGGGUCCGCGCAGCAUAUGGAAUCAGUUGGGCGUACCUGAUUGGAGAUGUGUCGCACGAGGGCUUCAAGGCAUACAAGCAAAACCAGCGGAUACUACACCCGGAGACGGACGAAGAUCGACGAGAGUCGGAAGUGCACGGCAAGAAAAUCCCCGCGAUUGAGGAUUUCCGCGCGGUCAUGGCGCAGCGGGCCGUGUUUCAGAGUAUUGCGUCGAUGGGUCUGCCGGCGUUUACGAUUCACAGUAUCGUGCGGUAUUCGGGGCAGGCGUUCAAGAAUGUUAAGAAUGUGAGAUUACGGACUUGGGGUCCGAUUGGUCUUGGACUGGCGGCUGUUCCGGCGCUGCCGUUCAUGUUCGAUCAUCCCAUCGAGACUGCGACGGAGUACGUCUUUCACAAGGCUUUUGAGACAAUAGGAGGACCAGAAGCCGUGGGCAAGGUCGCUCAUGGCCAAGGAGCAACCAUCACGGAUAAGCUGAAGGAGAAGGUGAUCAAGGAGAAGGAGCUGUAGUACGGCCCUUCUGCUUGAUCUUCCACUUCGAAUUCAGAAUGGCUGUUAUAGAUUUUGCCGGCA